AUGGUGCUGCCAGCAGGGGCUGUCUGUCGCUCUUGCUGCUUUCUGUUGCUCUUGCUGUCGCUGUCUAUUGGUCCUGCUGUCGCUCACAAUGUGACUGAGGUUGUUGCGGAGCGCCUGUUCGGAAAGCCCAGCCACCAACUUGGUCAGAGCGCGGCGUCGAGGUGCCGGUUAGUCGUUAAGCCAUGUUCAAAGACCUGGCGCAGCCAUGUCCCUGACGGCGGCGGGUUGAGGCUCGGGAGUGCUUACGCACUCCCAAGCGAGAUCGUCCUCCCCGGUGAGGGCACGAUUACUAUCCCGGAUAACGCCACGAUGAUUGUCGGCCGCGCUGGCAUCCUCCUGCCGGAGGAUGUGAUCCUGGGACACGGCGGCACCAACAUUAUCCCCACGGAUAUGGAACUGGGGGGACACCUCACCUUCCCGAACGUCAAUGUUACCAUGCCUAGGGCUCUCCGCCACCACGAUGGCACCACCCGUCCAGCCGGGUUUGUCCAGAUCGGCGGCGGCACCAUCGAGGCGGGCUCGGCUUGGCUUGGCGGUAUCCGCCUGUCUUCCGGCACACUUAUCCCGGCGGCGACCGUCAUCCCCGCGGGCACUGUGCUCCCUGCUGGCACCACCCUCCCGGGUGGCACUACUCUGCCACGUGGCACUGUCCUCCCUGCUGGCGUCAAUCUCCCUGGUGGCACAGCCUACCCGCGAAGCAUCUCACUCCCUCGGGGAGUCUAA
Messenger RNA from Phialemonium atrogriseum, 723 nucleotides. RefSeq lists its product as uncharacterized. The transcript is spliced from 3 exons. The record is from RefSeq and is a predicted model, not a curated record. Lineage: Eukaryota; Fungi; Ascomycota; Sordariomycetes; Cephalothecales; Cephalothecaceae. The coding region runs from base 1 to 723 and encodes 240 amino acids.